ACCACGGUACAAGUUAGGUUUAUUGUCGUGCCGUUUUAUUUAUCACAGGGUGAGGCAGGGCCUCCUUCAGAGAAAGAACUUGUUUCCAAUGCAGUACAACAAGCCGUUGCACCAUCAGUUGGUUUAUCAGGGGAGAACGUCGCAAUGGAAUCUAUUCUUCCCAUUGUAGCAAGCCAGAGAGAAAGAUUUAAAAUCAGAAAUAUGGAGUUAGAAGCACAACUACGCCAUAACCAGCAACAGAUCAGUGUGUUACAAAACGAGGUGGACACUUUGCGGUCGGAUAACGUGAAAUUAUACGAGAAAAUCAAGUUUCUCCAGAGCUACCCAACUAAGGGUGCUGGGGGUCGGGACGAAGAAGCUGCAGUCAGCAGAUACUCGUCACAAUAUGAACAAAGGUUGGAUCCCUUUUCGGCUUUCAAUCAGAGGGAGAAACAACAACGAUAUCUCGGGCUCAGUCCACAUGAAAAAGUAACUCUUAACCUGGUAAGUGGAAGAAAAUUUUUGCAAAUCAUUUCUAAUUUUUAA
This is a messenger RNA of Orbicella faveolata, 525 nucleotides long. RefSeq names its product protein CASP-like. The record is from RefSeq and is a predicted model, not a curated record. Gene Ontology annotation, cellular component: Golgi membrane. Gene Ontology annotation, biological process: intra-Golgi vesicle-mediated transport. NCBI's taxonomy places the organism in Eukaryota, Metazoa, Cnidaria, Anthozoa, Scleractinia, Merulinidae.